Molecule: messenger RNA, 1130 nt
Organism: Drosophila nasuta
Lineage: Eukaryota; Metazoa; Arthropoda; Insecta; Diptera; Drosophilidae
Exons: 2
Coding region: 742-888 (48 amino acids)
Source: RefSeq, a predicted model, not a curated record
GCCAACGCACGAGCUGAGUCGCGCCAGCAACGUCGAGCCAGACGCAACGUUUACGUUUCUUUUCUGAGAAUCAACAACGAAAUAUUACGCAUACGCGACGUGCCACAAGUGCGGCCACUAACAAACAAAAAAAAAGGAGUUUUUCGGGCCCCAAAAACACGCGCUCGUUAGUGAAAUUCCUCGUUUACGGUUAACUGUAGUUGUUGUUGUUGGUGAAUGGAGCAGUCGGGCGCAUAAUUUGGAUAGCAGCCGUUUGGCCGCGGCGCAGAGAAACGGAGUUCCAGGAUAACAUACUCUCGUACUCGUACUCGCUUAAAGCUGGCCAUAAAAGUGCGUGUUACCAAAAUAUUUAUCCAGCUACUGGCCAACAGCAGCAAAGGCGGCCAUGUGGCAGCAACUACAUACAACGUACAACGCAGCUGUUGCCCUGGGCACGGACGUCAAGACACGCUACGGCAAUGAGGCAAUGAGAUAAACCACAAGACCACCAGCAACCAACUACCAACGAUAGAGAGUAAACCAUAACCAAGCCAAAGCGCCUGGCAAAUGCAAUCUACUUUGUACGCCUCUUGGCCAAGUGCCACGUAGCUCUGCACAUCCACAACACACAACCCAAAAACCACCGGCAAGGAGCAACAGCAAAGCUAGAGCAACAGAGUCAAGUCUGAGCUUGAGCUUGAGUGAGAGAAGCAGCAGAAGCAGCUGUGGAAGAGAAGUGGAAGCGACAGCUUGCGGCCCGUCAUGUUGCGAGAUAUCUUUCUAUAUUUAGUUCUAAUCGUUUUAUUUUGCUUUAUUUUCAUGGCGCAGUUAAUCGUCAACGUUUACGCAUUCCAACGCCAGCCAACGCCGGCGCAGCGGGCCGAACGCAAUGAAAUUAUAUUUGUCUAGGGUCCCCGGAGGCCCGGUCGAGGCGCCCCCCAUUUUGCCCCCAAAAGGCAUAAGUCAAGCAUUUCGCUUGGUCCCCGUCUCUGUCUCCAUCUCCGUCGUCGUCUGCUCUGCUUUGGUUUGCCAUUUAAUGAGCGCCACACAGACUGAGAGAGCGAGAGACACAACAAAAACUUAAAGCUCAAAUCAAAGAAAACUCGUUGAGCCGGCAGCAGUUUGCCCUCUAGACAGCGACGGGGGAUGCG